Molecule: messenger RNA, 3423 nt
Organism: Ictalurus punctatus (channel catfish)
Lineage: Eukaryota; Metazoa; Chordata; Actinopteri; Siluriformes; Ictaluridae
Gene: gramd2aa
Product: GRAM domain containing 2Aa
Exons: 10
Coding region: 1007-1912 (301 amino acids)
Biological process (GO): regulation of store-operated calcium entry
Cellular component (GO): organelle membrane contact site; endoplasmic reticulum membrane; extrinsic component of cytoplasmic side of plasma membrane
Molecular function (GO): phosphatidylinositol-4,5-bisphosphate binding
Source: RefSeq, a predicted model, not a curated record
UCAGGGUGCAUCUGUUUGACGAGCUGUCCUGUGAGGACGUCAAGAAGUGCACCAGAGGCUUGGAAGCACCAGUGUGGUAAAGAGUUCACAUGCUAGUGCAAGUCUGCAAGCUUUUUCCGCCAAGGUGCAGUGGGAGUAUCUGCAGAGAGAGAGAGGGAGAGGGGGGGAGAGAGAGAGAGAGAGCGAGAGAGAGAGAGAGAGAGGGAGAGCGAGAGAGACGGAGAGAGAGAGAGAGGGAGAGAGAGAGAGCGAAUCAUUCAGUCAGUCAGAGACUGCAAUGAGAGAGUGGGAGAUAAAGGAAGAGAGAAAUAGAGAAAGAGCUAGAGAGACAGACAGCGAGAGAGAGGUAGAGAGGUAGAGAGACAGACAGCGAGAGAGAGAGAGAGAGAGAAAUAGAGAGAAAGGUAGAGAAAGAGAGAAAUAGAGAGAGAGGUAGUGAGAAAGACUGAAAAAGAGCAAUAAAGAGAGAGAGAAAGAAAAAGAGAGACAGAGAAAUAAGGCAGCACUGAGGGGAGAGAGCGUUAAAAGAAGAGAGACAGAGAAAGAAAGAGAGAGGGAGAAAUAAAAACAGGUAGAAAGAAAGACAGAAAGAAGGAGAAAGUGAGAGAUAGAGAGAGGGGAAUGUGAGAAAGACAGAGAGAGAGAGAGAAAGAGAGUGAGGCGACAGAGAGAGAGGCAGAGAGAAAGAUUGUGUGUGUGUGAGAGAGAGAGAGAGAGAGAGAGAGAGAGAGAGAGAGAGAGAGAGAGAGCUAAUUGGUGAAGCGCUUGUGUAACCAGAGUAAGUGGAGGCAGGAUCAGUUCACAGGAACAGAAACAGAUCUCAAGAGGCCUGGGAGAGAAGAAAGAGAUACUGGAUACCUGCAACACGCUGACCACACGCACACACACACGCACGCACACUCACACGCACACACACACACACACGCACUCUCUCUCUCUCUCUGUGAGUCGGAGAGGCACAGUGUGUGUGUGUGUAUGUGUGUGUGUUGGUGUCAGUGUUGUCAGCAUGCUGAAUUUGGUGCAGAGCUCCCGGCCGCUGAGAGAGAAAAGUAGGCUGCAGGGAAGCUGUGUGCACGAGCUCAUCUCUCUCCCUCCGGCCUCGUCCUCCUCCCACACCGUCAGCAAGUACAACUCACAGUACCACAAACUCUUCCACAACGUCCCCAAGGACGAGAACCUCAUGAAGGUGUACUCCUGUGCUCUGCUGCGAGACAUCCUGCUACAAGGCCGACUCUACAUCUCCCGAAACUGGCUGUGUUUCUACGCGAAUCUCUUUGGGAAGGACAUUAAGGUGUGCAUCCCCGUAGUGUCUGUGAGGCUGGUAAAGAAACAUAAGACAGCGGGCCUCGUCCCCAAUGGCCUGGCCAUCACCACAGACAGCAGUCAAAAGUAUGUGUUUGUGUCUCUGCUGUCCAGAGACAGUGUGUAUGAUGUGCUCAGGCAGAUCUGCACACACCUACAGGUCAAUGGCAAGAAGAGCCUCAGCUUCAAGCAGUACAUGGAGCAGCCGACAUCUUUAUCUCUGGAAGAAUUCCCCGUCCCCGACGAGUACCCAGUGGCCGCGGAUGAGUUCACUCCGGUGCUGAAGUGGCGGAGGAAGCCGUCGGUGGCGUCCGUCUCUUCGUCCCUGCCUGAUCUACUGGGAAACUCCACCAGCAACCUGAGUGCUGUAGACACGUCGUUUCAGCCCAGUGAGCCUCUCCAGGAGAGAGCUCUAGAGUCUGAGAAGAUCCUCCUCACAGAGCCUGUACCAGAACUGGGCCAGAUGGAGUACCAGCUGCUGAAGUUCUUCAUCCUGCUAAUUAUCCUCCUCAUUCUGUCCUCAUGUUACCUGGCGUUCCGUGUGUGUAGUCUGGAACAGCAGCUCUUGUUCCUCAGCAGCCAAGUAGCACUCCCCCUGCAGGAGAGGUAGCCGAGGGUGUCCUGACCGGAACACCAUGCAGGCCGAAUCACUUUUUUUUAUCGCUGCAGUGAAGUGGAGACACCGGCCUGUUUCAUAAUCUGAUUUUUGCAUAGACGGACUAAAUGAAGAUGGGAUGCGGCACUGCUGGUUUUUCAGUGCUACGGGAUGGAGGAAGAAGUGAACCGCAGGUCAUGUAAUGAGCACUUAGGAGCACGUCCUGCUGGUCUGCUGAAACAGGAACAAUGUUGCAGUAACUACAGCAGAAACAUCCUGCAGGAAAAUUGAUCGUGCAUCCGAGACCUUUAGUCGGCUCUUAAUUUCUGGGAUCGAACAAUGUUCAUGCCUUGCCCUCUUCAAGCACACAGUGUGAGGGGUGAAGGCAGGUAUGAGCUGUUCAGUCAGCCAUGUUUCAUUGCUCAUCACGAUCGCUGUCUAAAGUCAUUAAGGAAUUCUGCAGGUGAGAAUAUAGGAAGAACUAAAGGUCUAACCAUACUUGUUUAAUUAUGCAAACAUGACUUACACUCUCUAACCCGUUAAACUCCCCGGACCUAUCAUGUUCUCCAGACUUCAUUUUCUGUUUCUAUACGUUCGUACUUCUGCACAUUUCCAACAGUUUCGCUUGAAUUGUUACUGAAUAAUUCAUUCAUAGUCGCUACUGAAAAACAUGACAUGCUUUACGGGAGUUUACCAGGUCAAACACUGGAUGUAUUUAUUUCCUCAAGCUGUAGCCUAUUUCUGUUGCACUCAGGACAGACAUUACUCUCACCGCACAUGAACGCAACAGCACUCAUCUUUUUAUUUAUGUACUUUAUAGACGACAAUAAUGUGAAGCUGGAUCACCUGACCAAGUCAGUGCAUUUUAUAUUUACAGGUUAUGCAGGUAGCAAGAAAAACGACCUUCUAAUGAAUAUUCCUUCAGUACUAUUUACUGUUUUGCAGGAAAUAUAACCCCCGUUUAUAUGUAUAUGUUUAUCUGUAAUCACUGAACCUGCACAUUAUGUAAACUGUGAAUGCAUUUCAUAUAAAUAGGCAGGAUAUGUUCAAAUGUCACAUGACACACUGAAGCACUACCAUGUGGAUAUCAAGGCCAAAACUGUUCUGAAUAUCUGACACAAAAGAAUUUUAAGAGAUUACUGUAACUGUCAUGAAAUAUUAUUAUUAUUAUUAUUAUUAUUAUUAUUAUUAUUAAGUACUCCAGACUGUAAUGUGAUGAUCAGGGUUUUUUUCUUUUUUAAUUAAAUAAAAAAAUUUGACCGAUUUUCCAAGUCACAGUACCUGCUGUUCACACUAGUGGAAGUUGCUAAUGUUUCCGAACCUGUUAGGAAAUAUAUAUAUAUAUUUUUAUUAUUAUUAUUUACAAGGAGAAAAGCCAUGAACUGUAAUGAAUGCAGUAAUCAGAGUGUGAUUUCACUUCAAAUACUUCAACCUCACCUUUGUGAACUGAAAAGUAGGAACUAAUGCAAAGCAGUGUUUGACAUGAAAUGAAAACAUUUUCAUUAAAAAUUAUAUUUUUCAGACAA